Penicillium pulvis is the source of this 3033-nucleotide messenger RNA. Its product is annotated as acetyl-CoA synthetase-like protein. Lineage: Eukaryota; Fungi; Ascomycota; Eurotiomycetes; Eurotiales; Aspergillaceae. The coding region runs from base 1 to 3033 and encodes 1010 amino acids. The record is from RefSeq and is a predicted model, not a curated record. The transcript is spliced from 16 exons.
AUGCCUAGCCUCGAGGUUCCUCAGCGCCUAUCGACCGACGACUUCGUCACCACCCAUGGUCAAACAUCAGGGACUUUCAAGCAACCUCCUCUUGAUGGAUCUCUUAAUCUCCCUAUGAUGGUGGAAUGGCAUGCCGAGCAUUCACCUCAGCAUACCUGGGCUGUGUAUCCCAAACCUGAUGGAACCUUACAGCACAUCACCUGGAAGCAUCUUGCGCAUGCAACGGAAAAUAUUCUUGUUGGAGUUCUGCGUGCAGGAUAUACUGCAUUCCUUAUCAGCCCGAGGAACGCAAAAUCUGGAGUUGUCCACCUACUAAAGGUAACGGAUACGGUGGGAAUCAUUGGCUCUUCAGACAGGACCGAGAAGACGUUGAUCGAUGCGGUCAGGGCUGAGAAUCACUUACCUAUAGCGGAGGCACCGCUUUUCGACGACCUGUUUGACUUGCAUGAUGACCCAGUCUCGUGCUUCUCUCCCUCACUCAAUACCCUUCAGUCGGACUUUGAUAGUUCGGAAACAGCCCUGAUCAUUCACUCUUCUGGCUCGACGGGAUUCCCCAAGCCCAUCCCUCUGAGCCAUCUUGGGGUACUGCAGUGGGCCCGGAUCCCUUGCUAUGGCCAUCAUGACCUCUGUGGAAAGCGAAUUGGGAUACAGUCAGCUCCGCCAUUUCACGGCAUGGGGUUCUUUCAUGUGCUCGGAUACCCUCUUGCGUGCGGUAGUCACGUUGCCUGUUUUCCACCACAAGAGCCACCGGUUCGUCCAACACCAGAACGGGUCCUUGAGGCUUGGAAGAACACAGGCGUGCAAAUAGGCACUGGGCCCCCCUCAAAUCUCGUUGAAUGGUCGAAAGAUCCUGAAGCCGUCCGAUUUCUAACGACACUUGAGUGGCUCCGUACAGGAGGCGGACCGCUUCCGACACCUAUCGGCAAUGCUCUAGUGGCUCAGGGAGUCCGCCUGUUGAACGGUUGGGGAACCACUGAGGUCGGAGUUCUCUCCCAGCCUGCUCCGAAGGAGCCAUAUGGUAAAGAUUGGGAAUAUAUCCAAGUCACCAGGAACGCAAAACCUAUAUUUGAAAAGCAUGGUGAUAAUGCUUACGAGAUUUGCUUCCCCUGCACUCCAACCCACUAUCCCAGUGUCUUCAAUGACACAGAAAAUUGGAUCUACCGCACCUCUGACUUGGUUGAGAUGCAUCCUACUGAACCAGGCUUUUUCAAAGUUGUUGGACGCGCUGACGAUCAACUGAUGCUAAGCACUGGUGAAAAGACAAACCCUGGGCCUCUCGAGAACGUUAUCAAGGGAAAUAUUUUGGUCGACAACAUCAUCUACUUUGGUCGUGGCCGCUUCUAUAACGGAAUUCUCGUACAGCCUUCGUCUGGUCAAGAAAUCGAUGUAACUGACGAUGCCGACGUUGCGAAGUAUCGUAACGCUAUCUGGCCCUCCGUUUCACAAGCCAAUGAUAUUGCACCGACUCAUAGUAGAAUCUUCAAAGAGAUGAUACUCAUUGCUUCUAGGGAGAAACCUCUCCCUCUAACUCCGAAGGGCACUAUUUCGCGACCUCGUGCUUUGGAGCUCUACGCCAAUGAAAUUGAUGCUAUCUAUGAAGCUGUGGAAAGUUCGGCCAAUUCGGGGAUUGCGCUUCCAAGGUCCAUAUCCCUCGAAUCUCUCAGCCGAUACGUCCAAGACCUCGUAACGGGAGUUAUGCGCCCUGAUGGAGGUGAGCUGGAUGUAGAGAAAGAUAUUUUCCUGCAAGGAUGCGACAGUCUUCAAGCAACGAUGAUCCGAAACCGUCUUCUGGCAACUCUUCGAUCCGAAGGAAAGGAUGUGAAAAAUAUUCCCGCCAACUGGGUAUAUCUCAACUCGACGCUCCCUCUGUUAAGCGCGUCUUUUUAUCAGAUUUUCACCUCUUCCUUCCAGGCUCGCUCAGCAUCUGAGAUCAUGAAAGAGAAAGUCGACCUUUUAAACAAAACAGAGAGCGAAUACAUAAGGAGACUCAAAUCCUCAAAGAAAGCUGCGGUAAUUCUAACAGGCUCCACUGGCACGCUGGGGUGCUACUUGCUUCAAGAGCUCGUGAGGGACCUAGAUGUCGGCACGAUUUACGCGGUAAACCGCCCCAGCUCGGAAACUGGGCCGGAGCGACAGAGAUCUGCACUUAUCAAGCGAGGCAUAGAUCCCGAUAUCUUGUCAAAUGACCGCGUGAUGCACAAAUCUGUGGAACUUAUCAUUCACAACGCUUGGCGACUCGACUUCAACCUUGGGCUUAAUUCCUUCAAGCCUAACAUGGAUGGCGUGGUUAAUCUCAUCAACUUCGCCCUUACAUCUCCUCUACAGGAACAUCCUCGUAUUUUCAAUACGUCCUCGAUAAGUGUACUAUCAGCACAUCCUACCGGCUGGGUUGCAGAGGCUACUGCCGACCCUCGGUUUGUAGCCCCGACUGGUUAUGGGCAGUCGAAAUACAUUGGUGAAAAGCUACUUGAAGCUGCGCCUCUGACAACCUGCUCUAUUCGUAUCGGCCAACUUUCAGGAUCCACCACGAAUGGAGCUUGGAACGUAACUGAUUGGCUACCCAUGUUGGUUAAGUCUUCGAAAGUUUGUGGUGGCCUCCCUGCCGGAAAAGAGGACAUUGCCUGGUUUCCUGUCGACAAAGCCGCCCAGAUUAUUAUAGAGCUGACCAAGGCCCAAACCGUGCCGCCCAUUCUCCACUUGGCUCACCCACGCCCCAUAAAGUGGGAUACUUUUGUCAACCGCAUGGCUAAGAACCUGGACGUUCCCGUUAUCCCUUUCGAUACUUGGAUUCAGAGGAUGUCUUCACCGGAGGCGUCGGAUCAGUCACUCAAUCCUGCUGUCAAGAUCCUUGGCUUUUUCAAGGCCAGGCCACUGACAGAGGGGACUCCUGGACGUGAAGCAGCUGGCAUACCUAGGGUAGAGACUAAGCUGGCUGAAUCUCACUCGCCAACGCUCGCUAAGGCGUCGUCGUUGACAGUUGCUGAUUUUGACAGGAUGUAUGAGUACUGGCGUGGGGAAAAUUUCUUUUCCUAA